UCCCGGCAGCCUCCGCUCUCCUACCCCGCGCGGUGCAUCCCCCUUGCGGACUCCGUGGAGGCUCCGCGCUGCGGCGGGCUCCGGCGGUGGGCGGGCUUCCGCGCAGGGCGGCCGGGCUCCGCGCUGCCGCCGCCGUGGCCCAUGGGCAGAAUCGUCUCGGAAGGCAGGCAUUAAACCAAAAAGAUGUCCCUAUAUGAUGACUUGGGAGUGGAGACCAGUGACUCAAAAACUGAAGGCUGGUCCAAAAACUUCAAGCUUCUGCAGUCCCAGCUCCAGGUGAAGAAGGCAGCACUCACUCAGGCCAAGAGCCAAAGGACAAAGCAAAGUACAGUGCUUGCUCCGGUCAUUGACCUAAAACGAGGAGGCUCCUCAGAUGACCGACAGAUCGUAGACACGCCACCUCAUGUGGCAGCUGGGCUGAAGGAUCCUGUGCCCAGUGGGUUUUCUGCAGGGGAAGUUCUGAUCCCCUUAGCUGAUGAAUAUGACCCUAUGUUCCCUAACGAUUAUGAGAAAGUGGUGAAGCGCCAGAGAGAAGAGCGGCAGAGGCAGAGGGAGCUGGAAAGACAGAAGGAAAUAGAGGAAAGAGAAAAGAGGCGUAAAGACAGACAUGAAGCCAGUGGGUUUUCAAGACGACCAGAUCCAGAUUCUGAUGAGGAUGAAGAUUAUGAGCGAGAGCGGAGGAAAAGAAGUAUGGGAGGAGCUGCCAUUGCCCCACCUACUUCUCUCGUAGAGAAAGACAAAGAGUUACCCCGAGAUUUUCCUUACGAAGAGGACUCAAGACCGCGAUCCCAGUCUUCCAAAGCUGCUAUUCCUCCCCCAGUGUAUGAGGAGCCGGACAGACCAAGAUCUCCAACGGGCCCCAGCAACUCCUUCCUUGCUAACAUGGGUGGGACCGUGGCUCAUAAGAUCAUGCAGAAGUAUGGCUUCCGGGAAGGUCAGGGACUGGGGAAACACGAGCAAGGGCUGAGUACUGCAUUGUCUGUGGAGAAGACCAGCAAGCGUGGUGGCAAGAUCAUUGUGGGUGAUGCAACAGAGAAGGGCGAGUCUCAGGAUGCAUCCAAGAAGUCGGAUUCAAAUCCAUUAACUGAAAUUCUUAAGUGCCCUACUAAAGUGGUCUUGCUGAGGAACAUGGUUGGUGCAGGAGAGGUUGAUGAAGACUUGGAAGUUGAAACCAAGGAAGAAUGUGAAAAAUACGGCAAAGUUGGAAAAUGUGUGAUAUUUGAGAUUCCUGGUGCCCCUGAUGAUGAAGCAGUACGGAUAUUUUUAGAAUUUGAGAGAGUCGAAUCGGCAAUUAAAGCCGUUGUUGAUCUGAAUGGGAGGUACUUUGGUGGACGGGUGGUUAAAGCAUGUUUCUAUAAUUUGGAUAAAUUCAGGGUCUUGGAUCUAGCAGAACAAGUUUGAUUGUAACUUAAAGUCACCUCCUUGAUCCUUACAUGAGCUGCAGCUGAGCAACGACACAGGCAUCGGCCUCCAUGGCUGUUGGACACUGAAACUCUUGGAUGGACUUCUAAGAUAUAUGUUGAUGGAUCCCUUUUUUAUUUUGUGUUUUUUUAAUAUAGUAUAAAAAUCCUUUAAAAGUC
Mastomys coucha (southern multimammate mouse) is the source of this 1580-nucleotide messenger RNA. It is a transcript of the gene Rbm17, whose product is annotated as RNA binding motif protein 17. Gene Ontology annotation, biological process: mRNA cis splicing, via spliceosome; alternative mRNA splicing, via spliceosome. The transcript has 12 exons. Gene Ontology annotation, molecular function: RNA binding. Lineage: Eukaryota; Metazoa; Chordata; Mammalia; Rodentia; Muridae. Gene Ontology annotation, cellular component: precatalytic spliceosome. Bases 184 to 1401 code for a protein of 405 amino acids. The record is from RefSeq and is a predicted model, not a curated record.